This is a messenger RNA of Dissoconium aciculare CBS 342.82, 2241 nucleotides long. RefSeq names its product WD40 repeat-like protein. Gene Ontology annotation, cellular component: nucleus. The transcript has 3 exons. Gene Ontology annotation, molecular function: protein binding. Lineage: Eukaryota; Fungi; Ascomycota; Dothideomycetes; Mycosphaerellales; Dissoconiaceae. Bases 1 to 2241 code for a protein of 746 amino acids. The record is from RefSeq and is a predicted model, not a curated record.
AUGGCUGUCCAAACCGUGCACCAGCGUAAUGUUGAUACGGUCGAGAGCCUCGACAACGGAUCCUCUGAGCAGAAACGGAAUCGUUACCAUCAAAACAUCGCCUGCAUUCCAUCACCAACGUGGGCAGCGGGUAAUGUCAGCACCAAGCCCAGGGGGAUUGUUGCAGACGCGCUGCUGGCAAGCGGGGUCUUUCACGCUGUUGCUGUUGCUGCUCCAAACCUAUCGAAUCUUCGAAGGCUGGCCUCCACAACAAGCGCAGGGACAUAUUUGAUCGUGCCAUUGCCAGCUAGAGGACAGCAGAACAUCGGCGCCAUGUCGUCAGGAUCAGCUUCGGCGCCUGCGAAUUCGAGCGAGAGGCCGCAAUCGCAGCAGCAACAGCAGAGAGCGCUCAGUGGCGCGGACGAGAUGUCAGCAGCGCCAGCGACGGGCGUGUCCCGCGUGCAACAACUCACUUUCAAUGCUCAGCGCCAACAGGCCUAUCAGGAGCUUUCUUUCAACGACGGUGCGACGCCGUCUAUCGGAAUCCACACAGCACGAACGCAGGAAACCUCGCCUGCUGCGGGUGUCCUCCUGCCUUCCAGUCAAAACUCCGCCACGAAUCCACUGCCUGGCUUGCUCCAGCUGGGUGGGUCCUCCCGAUCUGUGGUGCCUUCUUCUUACAUCGCGCCUACGACGGUGCCGACAAUGUCUGCGCAAGGACUACCUGGUAAUGCUUCACCAUACACACUAUCUCAACCGCCAUCGAGGACACAAACACUACACAGUCAUUCGCGUAGCAGCCCCGCCGGAAUGGACAGCUCACAAAAGUACAUUCCCUUCAACCAAACUCCGAAUCAGACGCCAGUCACAUCUAACCCAAAAGCAUUCAAUCUUUCCAAUGCACAUUCACCAGCAGCUGGCCCGGCGCAGAGCCCCUUGAAUCUGACGGAUAUCCGAUCGAGGGCAAUAUCGGACGCGAAUGAUGGCGUGCAAGGCAGCGCGUUCUUCAGCUACUCGGAUACGGCCACAAACUCGAACUAUCUAGCCCCCUUCCCGACAUAUGCUUUCGAUUGGUGUAAAUGGCCUGUCAUGGGCGGCAAUAGCGCUGGCAGAAUGGCGAUCGGGAGCUAUUUGGAGGAUCCGCAUAACUUCAUACAGAUUUUGGAUACACACAUCAAGCCACAGGACCAGGGUCAGGCCGGGUAUGGUCUGGAAUAUACAAAGUUUGCCGAAGCAACUUGUGCCUAUCCAGUCACUCGGAUACUAUGGGAGCCACCGAGCUCGCAAAAGUCGGGAACAGAUCUAUUGGCAACGAGCGGAGACCAUCUCAGGCUGUGGAGUCUGCCUUCGCCAGCUACACCUCAGCACGCCAGCAAUAACAUCAACCGCAGCGCGCAUGCAAACACAAGGGAUGCGGCGCCUCUGAAGCUUGCGCCAUUGGCUCUUUUAUCUAACAGUAAGACCCCCGAACAUACUGCGCCUUUAACUUCUCUGGACUGGAACACCCUAUCACCCAAAUUAAUAAUCACAUCUUCUAUUGAUACGACCUGUACUAUAUGGGACAUCCCAACAUUGACAGCUAAGACUCAACUUAUUGCGCACGACAAGGAGGUUUUCGAUGUCCGUUUCUGUGCAGGCUCUGUGGACGUGUUUGUCUCCUGUGGAGCCGAUGGAAGUGUGCGAAUGUUCGACCUACGGAGCUUGGAACAUUCUACCAUCAUUUACGAGCCAGCUGAUAAAUCCGACAAAUCUUCAUCUCCCGGUUCAUCGUCACCCACCAAAAGCGGCGGACACACCCUGAGCGCAGCACCACCUCUGCUUCGCCUGGCAGCCUCGCCGCACGACUCGCAUCUUCUCGCCACAUUCGCUUCUGACAGCAAUCUCAUCCGAAUUCUCGACGUUCGACAACCCGGCACUGCGAUGCUUGAACUUCACGGUCAUCAAGGAAACCUCAAUAGCAUCGAGUGGAACCCCAAUCGACGAGGCAUGCUUGCGUCUGGCGGUGACGAUAGCCUGGUACUGGUGUGGGAUCUUCUCAACUCACAAAACCAAGCCGCUGUGCCCUCAGCGAAUGGUGGCCCGGGUCCAGUCCCUGGCGCGGCUACGCCUGGCGAAGUGCAGAAGAAAGGUCCAUUCGUGUCGUGGAAGUGCGAGUACGAAGUCGCAAAUCUCUCAUGGGCGCCGCAGAGUCCACUCAGCACGCAAGGUGGGGACUGGCUUGGUGUUUGUGCAGGCCGGGGUGUUUGGGGUGUUCGGUUGUAG